AUGGAGGUCUGGUGGUGCGUGCGCGAGCAGUUGAUGCCGAUGAGCUGCUUCCUGCCGCUGCCGAGCUCGGACAUGGAGAUGGUCGUGGAUCGCUCGGCGGGUUGGAACGAGGCCUCGAGCAGCUCGCAGGCCCUGGCGCGCAUCCUCCCGGGCCAGAGGGAGGACGACGCUGACCUGCUGGGGGGCCGCCUGCUGGGCGACGUGGCUGGUCGCUUCUGGACGGAGCACAGUGAGAGGUGCUGCAUGGCGAGCGCGGCGGCGGCUCUUGGCAGGGACCGCUCGACCAUCGACAGGCUCGGGCGCUGGUCAUCGUCCAUGUCGGAGGGGUACGUGAGGACGCAGAGGAUCGUCGUGGAGCGCUUGCAGUCGGAGCUGGCCUGCUACGCGCGCGGGGGCCGCGGGGGCCCGGACUUCCUCGACGAGAACGACACGCUGGACCAGCUGGGGGCCUACCUGCGGAAGCGGGGCUGCGGGGCCGCAGAGGUCGAGCAGAUCGGGAGCAACCUGAAGUACUUCGGGGGCUACCCUGGAGCGCCGAGGCCCGAGGGGCUGACCGGCGGUCCAGUGGCCGGGCGCAUCGGGGGCCUCGAGCUGGAGCAGCCCUCCCCCGAGCCCGGCGGCCCGCCGCUGGCGGCGCUCAAGGACCUGGUCGACGACGACGAGCUCGAGGAGGAGGUGGAGGCGCUGACGCCCAUCGCGACCUCCAGCGAGGAGGACGUUCCGCCCGCAGGCUACGUCAUCUCGAUAUCGGAGAAGGGGCGGCAGCGGCUGCACCAUCGGGAUCGCUGCCACAGGAUCCCGGGCCUGGACUGCAAGAACUAG
Prorocentrum cordatum is the source of this 822-nucleotide messenger RNA. The record is from the annotation of a GenBank genome assembly. NCBI's taxonomy places the organism in Eukaryota, Dinophyceae, Prorocentrales, Prorocentraceae.